This is a messenger RNA of Oldenlandia corymbosa var. corymbosa, 1750 nucleotides long. The record is from the annotation of a GenBank genome assembly. Lineage: Eukaryota; Viridiplantae; Streptophyta; Magnoliopsida; Gentianales; Rubiaceae.
UGAAAGCAACAUUGUGGGCUUGACCUGAAAUGAUGAUUCGUCUCAAACUAGAUCUACUCUUCUUACUUAAAAUGGUGUAAUAUCAGCAUUCAUGACAAAUAAUAGGUUGAGUUGCACUGUUAAACCAACUAAGUACUAACAACUCCCACCCACUCACUCCAAAAUGAUAAGAUUAUUCCCUUUUUUCUUUUUUACAUCUCUUACCAAACAUUGGUGUUAUCUUCUUUACAUUUCCUUUGCUAAAUCAUUCUCGCUUCUUCAUAAAGACAUGAACUUCAUUCAUGUAUAACAAUCAAUCUUGAAUGGUGGUGGUGUGUCUCCAAAUUGGUUCUAUAAUUUUCAUUUUCUAGUUUUCUACCUCCAUUUAUCUCUUACAUCUUUUUGGUUCUGAAUUUUUUUUUUUUCAUUUGAUGUGUAUAAAGGCUUUGGGUUAUUAUUAUUAUUAAUAUUUGUUUGCAUGUAACAUCUGUGUUAGCCCUGAAAAGAAUGAGAGACCAUAGAGAAAGGCUUCUCAUUCUUCCAUAUUCUAUGGGUUGUGCUACUGAAUCAUGUAUUUCUUUGGGCAAGAAGAAUCAUCCAAAGAGGAAAAAGCAUAAGCCUAAACAUGCUCUUUUUUCUUCACCAAGUAUGUGAAUCUCACUUCUCCCCUCACUUAUUACAUUUUUUGGAAUUGGGUAUUGUUUACCUUAUAGAUUUUUCUUUUUUUUUGUUUGCCCCGGAAAAACAGAAAAGGAAAGGCGCUCAUUGGCAAAGAUGAUAAAAAUAAGAUCCUUUUUCGUUCUUCCAAACUAUUACAUCUCAACGGGAGUGAACAGAAUGAUAAAGGGCUUCAAAAGUUUUCCCCAAUUGUUUGUUUACAAAGAUGAAGAUGAAGAAGAAAGCGACGAAGACCAAGAAGGAGAAAUGGAAAUCGGGCUUCCGACAGAUGUGAAACAUGUGGCGCAUAUAGGAUGGGAUGGUGCGUGCACCACAAUCAACCCAAUGAAAGGAUGGGAAAAUUUGGAAGCCGCUGACAUCUUAUCACUGUCUUCUUCAAUCUCCUUAAGAGACUUUGAGAUUGCCAUGAACGCUCAAAAUAGUAACGGUGAAUCUGUAUGUACUAAUAAGAUGGUACAAAAGAUUGUCGACGGAAAAAACUAAACAGAGAAAACUUUGAUUUCUUUUUUGUUUGUUAUUUUUUGUUGGAUAAUAGAAUUUUGAUUCCGGCCACCAAUUACGAAUUUAUAUCGUAUCCAUAAGAGUUGAGGUUUAACUUAUUUAUUUGUCUCGUAACUUACUUUUCCAUUUCAAUAUUGUCCAACUACAUCAAGUUUUACAAUAUUUGCGACUAGUUUAAUAAUAAUAAUUGUUAUAAUUAUCUGAUAAUGUAGAUGUGCACAAGCUAGUAAAGUUGUAUGAGAAUUCUUUGUAUAGAGAUAAUAUUUAUUAGAUAUUAUUACCAGUUAGAUGUUAUCUCUAUUUGCUCUUAUCUCUGUAUCUGCUAUGCUUAUAAAAGGAGAGUAGUCUCUGCAGAAAUAAUACACAGAUCAUUCUCUCUUUUUUCCUCUAUAUUGUUCUCUCUCCUUACUUGUUCUUUCUCUCAGUUUUAUUAUACCUUUAUUUUUCACUUUAUAUUUAUAACACAUUAUCAGCACGAGUCUCCACCUUUUACUAGUUUCGGUUGAGUAAGUGUUGUCAAUUGCUUUUGUUUCUUUUAUCAAGAUAUCUAACCUUGCAAAACUUGAAUUUGUCCCUCUUCACAUAUCCAAGA